This is a messenger RNA of Zingiber officinale, 1305 nucleotides long. Its product is annotated as 6-phosphofructo-2-kinase/fructose-2,6-bisphosphatase-like. The transcript is spliced from 9 exons. The record is from RefSeq and is a predicted model, not a curated record. Gene Ontology annotation, molecular function: fructose-2,6-bisphosphate 2-phosphatase activity; 6-phosphofructo-2-kinase activity; ATP binding. The annotation marks the transcript as partial. Gene Ontology annotation, cellular component: cytosol. Gene Ontology annotation, biological process: fructose 2,6-bisphosphate metabolic process. NCBI's taxonomy places the organism in Eukaryota, Viridiplantae, Streptophyta, Magnoliopsida, Zingiberales, Zingiberaceae.
CUUCACUGUUCUAUUCAGGUUAACAAUAUCAGCGGUUAUCUACCUGGAAGAAUAGUCUUCUUCUUGGUAAACACUCAUCUAACACCCCGUCCUAUUCUGCUCACUCGGCAUGGUGAAAGUCGAAACAAUGUUAGAGGAAGAAUCGGAGGUGAUGCAGUUUUGAGUGAAGCUGGGGAACUUUAUGCGAAGAAACUUGCAAACUUUGUCGAGAAGAGACUGAAAUCUGAGAAGACAGCCUCUAUAUGGACUAGCACACUCCAAAGAACCAUUUUAACUGCAAGUGCGAUUGUUGGUUUUCCAAAGAUACAAUGGCGUGCUCUUGAAGAGAUAAAUGCUGGAGUAUGUGAUGGAAUGACUUACGAAGAAAUAAAGAAAAACAUGCCUGAGGAAUAUGAAUCACGUAAGAAGGACAAGCUUAGAUAUCGAUACCCUCGUGGAGAAUCAUACUUGGAUGUCAUCCAAAGGUUAGAGCCCGUAAUUAUUGAGCUUGAACGACAGCGUGCUCCUGUUGUCGUUAUUUCUCACCAGGCAGUGUUGAGAGCAUUGUAUGCAUAUUUUGCUGACAGGCCAUUGAACGAAAUUCCUCUCAUCGAGGUACCAUUUCAUACAAUAAUUGAGAUACAGAUGGGUGUCACUGGUGUCCAAGAAAAAAGAUACAAGCUCAUGGGUUAAUUCAUUUUCAUGGUGGUGCGAGCAUGAGUUAAAAUGUCAUCCAGUUGACAUUGCUACCUUCCUUGGUUGUCACUUGUGUGAUGAUUUACAGAAUGGAAGAGCAAGCCACUCCAAUUUUUAUGGCCACAAUUAUCAACAAUAGAGAUGGCACAGUUCAUCAAAACAAUCUUAUUCUGUCAAUAUUUUGUGUGCUUUUGUGGUUCUUGAGCUAUAAGACCUUGUGUAUUUUGUUCAUGCUUACAUAGAGUGGCAUUCUUGGAGCACAAACAGAUUUAAAAGGUCAUUUAACUUAGCAACCUUGUUUUUUGAACAGGUGAAUCAUAUUGCCGCCUUUCGGUAAAGAUGCGAUGCAUGAAACAAUAGUCUUUUUGAAGUCCGCAUCUGGAACUUUAACCUGCUCUUGCAGGAAUUCAAUGAUAUCUAUGCAGGUUGCGCGUGCUGAUAAGUACCUGAGUUGAUGAAAUAAUUGAAGAAGCCAAAGUACCAAGAAGAUCCAAACUUGCUCGGGAGCUUGAUAUCAACUAAGGAUCUAAUCCGGCAUCUGCUACUUGCUUUAACAAAACUAUCUAUAACAUAUUGAAUCCUUCAAUAUUUAGUUCUUUUUUACAGUAAUUUCCCUAUCUUUUGGUUGUA